AUGCCACAUCACUCGGAACCUUAUUUGGAUCGGUGCAUAAGUGAAGAUUGUGGAGCUCAAAAGUUCAACAUAUCCAAAGGAACUCACGUUCCGAUUUCAUACCGCAGUUCACUUUUUUGCAAGUAUCAAAACCUACAGGUAUUGAAAUAUAUGAGAUCGCUGUAUCUGGCCUUGACGACACCCCACACUGGAAGGUCCAUCUGCCGACUUGAAGUAAAAGACUUCAGUGUGCAAAAUAAAAGUGUUUCUAUGGAUAUAUAUGAUACCGAUUUGCAAGGACACUGCAUCCUGCGCGAGGGAGCAGUUUCCGUGGAGGUUGUUCAAGAUACCAAAACAAAGCAGUUUUCAACAAUACGAAUACCACGACGACUGGGUGAGGUCAGUCUUCCAAAAAAAGAAAACACAAGGCUGUUUUUUACGGAAUUCAACUGUUGUUUAAUUUUUAUUACAUCGUUCGACCACGUAUAUCUUUGCGAGCUCUUUGUUGUAUCCGACCUUACAAGCAAGAUGCACGACACGCCCUGCCACUCAAUUUAUCGGUUAUAUUGUGGGUAUGGACGGCCAACUCGAGACCCCUUCCCGGAGCCCCUCAACUCCUCAAGUGAUGCACUCUUUCUAAAAGAAGCGCAAAAACUUCGCUUGCUCAUAGAAGUCUCCAAGCCAUUAAAAGAAGACACGAUCUUUAUGAAUGAAUUUCAGAUGAUCGCGGAGGUUUUCUAUCACAUCCCAGAGGCUAACUUAUACGCCUCCAGCGAACACUCGGGGAAAAGGCUAUGUGGAGUGCAAAUUUACCAGGUCUUUCCCGAUUCCGCAAAUUUAGAUUUCCGGGUCAUCAGCUCCAGUAAAAAUUAUACAAUAGCGUCAUUAUCAUACUACAUAAAGCAGAUGAAUGCAUUUUCUCCAACGAUUAUCUCACUUGUGGACCAUCAAGUUCCCACAGACCACCUAUACAAUAGAGGAAGUGUUCGCCAGCGACGUGUACUGGUGUCCAAUUUCAGGAACUGCUACUUAUUAAAAUCAGUGAAUGAUGGAGCUAGGGAUCCUCUUUGUGAGUUGUUUCUUAAGAAUAACACGGAUCCCUAUCCUGGCCUGGAUGAGUGCUGGUUCAUGUUCCUGGCCUUUUGUGGCUAUCCUGCGGUUGUCUACAGUAAUACAAGUUGUUAUACUGAAAGUACAGAGUAA
This is a messenger RNA of Ixodes scapularis (black-legged tick), 1182 nucleotides long. RefSeq lists its product as uncharacterized. The transcript is spliced from 10 exons. Bases 1 to 1182 code for a protein of 393 amino acids. The record is from RefSeq and is a predicted model, not a curated record. NCBI's taxonomy places the organism in Eukaryota, Metazoa, Arthropoda, Arachnida, Ixodida, Ixodidae.